This is a messenger RNA of Symbiodinium natans, 537 nucleotides long. Lineage: Eukaryota; Dinophyceae; Suessiales; Symbiodiniaceae. The record is from the annotation of a GenBank genome assembly.
AUGGCCCAGGUUGAACAAGCGGAGCUUGCAGUUCUGAAGCAGAACGCGGAGCCCGGAGUCGUCUUGCAGGUAUGUGCAAAAGUCUGCAAAGAUAUGCAACUACUGGCCCGGCUGAGUCAACUCUGCAAGCCUACACGGCAGGUCAUUUCAGACCCCAACUUCUUGCAAGAGCAAUGCGAGGAAAUGGCAUUGACAUAUCCUUGGGUGGACUACGCGAGACAGCGCAACCUCCUGGACAAGCCCUCCCUGGCCUCGAUCUUCAAAUGGGUCAGCUUCCAGCACUACUACGCGAACGAUGACGCGAGCGAGGACAGCGUCGCUGGUGACGAAUACGAGGAGGGUUUGGAGAGCGAGUCCGACUUCGACGCAGAGAGCGGCGAUGAGUCUGAGGAGCUCUCGGUGAUCGGGACGACGACCGGGGCCUCCACGCGCGUGCCGGAUGGCGGGUUCUUCCGCAAGGCGAUCCCAAAAUGCGUGGAUGAGGAGACGAGCCAGAACAAGUCCUGGACCAGUCCCGCCAAGCCGACACCUUCAAGC